Messenger RNA from Varanus komodoensis (Komodo dragon), 925 nucleotides. Its product is annotated as interleukin-36 alpha-like. The record is from RefSeq and is a predicted model, not a curated record. Gene Ontology annotation, biological process: cytokine-mediated signaling pathway; inflammatory response to antigenic stimulus; positive regulation of gene expression. Lineage: Eukaryota; Metazoa; Chordata; Lepidosauria; Squamata; Varanidae. Gene Ontology annotation, molecular function: interleukin-1 receptor binding; cytokine activity. Bases 1 to 552 code for a protein of 183 amino acids. The transcript is spliced from 4 exons.
AUGAAGAUGCCCAAGAAGACUGUGGAUCAGCAAAUGAAAGAACUGUUCGAACAUUUUAGCAAGCAAGAUCAUUCUGAGUCGCAUAUUGAGAGCUUAGAAGAACCCUGGCUCUAUAGUAUUUGGGAUGUUAACCAGAAGUUCCUUUUCUGUCAGAAUAACAUUUUGGUAGCGGCCCCACGUAAUUCCAACUCACAAGAGGAGCUCAUAGCUGUGACUCCCAACAGAAAUAUCAAGCAAAAAGACGAACAUACAUACCCUAUCUUUAUAGGCAUCAAUGGUGGCAAGCAGGUCUUAUCGUGUCUGGAAUCUGGAGGCCAGCCUAAGCUUCAGUUAGUGGAGAAAGAUAUUAUGACACUCUACUAUAAUAACGAAGAACACAAGAACUUCACCUUCUUCAGUAAGACUGGACAAACCCAGGAGGCCUGCAGUAUUGAAUCCAUAGCUUUCCCGGGAUGGUUCUUAAGCACUUCCCCGGAGCCAGACAAGCCUGUUGCUUUCAGUCAUGAAGGAGGAACCAUGAUAACUCUGUUUUAUUUUGACAAAAAGAAAUGAAUCAGAACUGUUAUUUUUAAGGAGAAAUGAAGCAGAGAAUUGUGCUGAAUCCUACCUAUAUUUAAUUUCAAUCUUUUGAAGUCAAAUACAAGACCCUAUAUAGGCUAGAUGUGUAACAUACCAAAAUAGAAGGAGAAAUAUUUGUUUAAACAAAUGAAAACAAUAUAAUCUUGCAUGGCCACAGAACACAUCCCCAUAACAAAGGGACAUCCAUUUUUCCCCUGAUGUAUCUGGUUGGUAAGCUCUCCCUUUCCUUCAUUAACUGGUCCAUAUCAGCUAUGUGUAAGCAUUUUGGCAGAGAUGCCAUAAUUGUAGAAGCUGAGUUUUGUCUUCCAAUUGCUUUCAUAAACUAUAUUAACAGCAAUUAAUGGUA